AUGCUCGGCAGGGAGAGCGAGAGGCUGUGCUGCUCGGAGCAGCAGGUCGUGCUGCUGGUGGACUACGGGCUGUACCUCGCCACCUGCCUGACGCUGUGGUACUCGCGGGUGCUGAUGCCGCUGAAGCUGUUCACCACCUUUCUCCACGAGCUGGGGCACGCCAUCGCGGUGUGGCUCACCUGGAACAAGGUGCACGGCAUCGAGGUCCACGCCGACCAGGGCGGGGUCACAAAGUGGUCCACCACGCGGCUGCGGUGUUCGAACCACUUCGUGUUGCCAGCCGGGUACCUCGGCUCGGCAGCAUGGGGCGGGGCCAUCCUGCUCUGUUCGACGAAUCCAUCGGCCACCUAUGCAAUAACGUUCGUGCUGAUGUUCUUCCUGCUGGUGGCGCUGGGCUAUUCUAUCUGCGCUGGAACUGGGGGCGAAGGGGACUGCACGCUCCCAGCGCUGAGUGUGGGCCUGCUGGUGGUCUUCGGUGGGCUGCUCGGGCUCUGCUUCUUCACGGACUGGCAGUACAGGUACCUGCUUCUCAAUAAAGUUCUACUGCUCAUAGGCGUUAUGAACACGUUGUUUUCGACUUAUGACAUAUGGACCGAUUGUGUCAGCCGAACAGUGGAGAGAUCCGACGCGUACAAGUACGCCGAGCUGAUUGGCUGUUGCUGUAGCUCUGUCUGCACGGGUGUGAUCUGGCUGGUGCUGAGCAUGCUGCUCGCAGUCACGGUGCUAUGUCUGGCGCUCCGUCUCAUGCCCGCCGAGCCAGAAUUUGACGGCACGUUCAGCAGCUUCUCCAUGGCCAGCAUCGUGGUCCCCGCUAUCGUGUUCGCCGCGGCCGUCGUCUUCCGGCUGGCCUUCUCGCGGGCGUACGGCGGGAAGAUGAGGGUCGGCCGCGGGCUCGUGCUGGCGGGCGAGGGCAGCGACGCCACCAGCGAAGACAGCGGGCAGGACCCCGAGCUGGAGGGGCCCCUGCGAAGUAGAGAGGUCCUGGCGACCACCGGGCAUCACUGGGCCGGGCACGCCAGCGACUCGGGCUCGGAUAGCUCCAGCGACGGCAGCUGA
Prorocentrum cordatum is the source of this 1056-nucleotide messenger RNA. The record is from the annotation of a GenBank genome assembly. Lineage: Eukaryota; Dinophyceae; Prorocentrales; Prorocentraceae.